CAGAAAAAUAUGUUACUUAUAACUAAUAUUUCCGUUAUUGUAAGUUCAUUUCGGAGAGACCAAAGGAAUAUUAAACAGCGAAAUGUUGGAAAGUUUUUAAUGCGCCGAAAUUUGAAAGUAUCAGGGCAUGUUCAUUUUGUUUACCUUCCGUUUUUUAGCUGAAACCGAGAUUAGAUCUUCGCCGACAGAUAACAUUUGCGCUGGCUGCUUAAAUCUGUUGGACGAUGACGAGUUUAUUUCCGCCUUGGGCCAGGAAUGGCAUAUGGACUGUUUUAGGUGUUCAGCCUGCGAUGCUGCUUUGUCAAAUUGGUAUUUUGAAAAGGAUGGACUAUUAUUUUGUAAGGAUGAUUAUUGGAGUCGAUAUGGUGAAGCAUGCCAACAAUGUAGUCAGAUAAUCACUGGUCCUGUAAUGGUGGCUGGCGAGCAUAAAUUCCACCCCGAGUGCUUCUGUUGCGGCUCUUGUGGAGCUUUUAUUGGAGAUGGGGACUCUUAUGCGCUAGUUGAAAGAUCCAAACUCUAUUGCGGGCAGUGUUACAAGAGACAGAUGCAGCCGUUGCAGAAGGUGGCCAGAUUCCCUUUUGCCCGGAAGCCGCACUCCAUCCGGCUGGUCGAAAUACCCGGAGGACAGAAAGGUAUUAAAUUAUUGCGGGAAUCGGUACCGAGCGGCAGCGAUCAGUGUUUCACCAUUUGCGAGUUACUAUGGAAAUUGCAGGGCAGGUUACUUGAGGUGGCUUUCGCACUUCUAACAUCCGCUUUUAACAUAUGCUGCUUUUUAAUUCCGCAUCCGCAUAGAUUAGACGUCAACAACGAUUUGAUGUCACUUCACAUAGGAGACAAAAUUUUGGAAAUUAAUGGUAUGCCGGUGAAAGACACUCCCAUAGAGAAUGUCGAACAUCUGCUUCUGUACUCCGACACGGUUUUACAGUUGACUAUCGAGCACGAUCCCGACACCAUCUCGCGAAGAAUAUCGCAACUGACUUCGUUGAAUCAAACGGGCGGCACCCCACUGACUACCACCAAAAGCGACACGAACAUACCCAGAAGUAAGGGCGUGCCCGUCGACGCGAAGGGCUUCGGUUCCGACGAUUCGCUAAAUAAUAACGAACCUUCGGGCGUCAACGACGUUAUCAAUAAGGGAAACAAAAAUGAAAAGUCCGCGAAGGAAAGGCUGUUCAAACGCAAAGACGAGGGAUACAUGAGCGGCACCAGAUCGAGGCAGCUCAGGAGGAAAAACCACCUGGCAGAAGUUAACCAAAGUUUGGACAAGGAGAGAAGUUCGUCGAUGAGCAGACUCUUGGACGACGCUCCCAACUCGAAGAGGUGCUUAGAGUUGUCGCGUGCCUACUCGUUCCUGGAAUCCAGACCGCCGCAAAGGGUGUUCAGGGCGUCGGAUCUGGUAAAGGGCGAGCUGCUCGGCCAGGGUUUCUUCGGGCAAGUGUACAAGGUGACCACCAAAGACACGUCGGAGGUUAUGGUGCUCAAGGAGCUGUACAGGGUGGACGAGGAGGCCCAGAAGAAUUUCCUGAAGGAAGUGGCGGUCCUGCGCAGCCUCCAUCACGGCAACGUGUUGAGGUUCAUCGGCGUGCUCUAUAAGGAGCAGCGACUCCACCUCGUCACCGAAUACAUAUCGGGCGGCACUCUGACGGAAUUGCUGCACGACCUUGGGCAGCCUUUGCCGUGGGAACAGAGGGUGUCGUUCGCAAAGGACAUCGCGUCCGGCGUCGCUUACUUACACUCAAUGAAUAUCAUCCACAGGGAUUUGAACUCGCACAACUGCCUGGUGAGGGACGAUAAGACGGUUAUAGUGGCCGAUUUCGGACUGGCCAGGAUCGUUUCCCAGGCGACGAACAGUGCUAGGCGCGUUUCGUCCAACAGUCCGGCUGGAAACAAGAGGCAAGAGCGGAAGAAACGAUACACGGUGGUGGGCAACCCUUAUUGGAUGGCGCCCGAGAUGAUGAAGGGCAACAAGUACGACGAAAAGGUCGACAUAUUCAGCUUCGGGAUAAUUCUGUGCGAGAUAAUCGGGAGAGUGCAGGCGGACCCGGAUUUUUUGCCCAGAUCGAACGAUUUCGGCCUGAACCAAGCGGCUUUCAAGGAGAAAUUUUGCUCGUCUUGUCCGGAACCUUUUUAUCAAAUCGCCUUUUUGUGUACCGAUCUCAAUCCAGACAAGCGGCCGCCCUUUGAAGUGAUGGAAGUGUGGUUAGAAUCACUUUCCAUGCAUCUGUCGGUGAGCAUGCCUCUUCCGCCCGAUUUGUUGUUCGACAUCCAACAUUAUAGGGGGAUCAGUCCCACCUCCUCCGGCAGCACCACCCCCGAAGGCAUACCGUCAUCUGGGCAUCGCAGUCCCGCACUCGAGCCCAUCAAGGAAGGUAAAAUAAGCAAAACCUCGUCGCCGGAGAAGAAAGCGACGAACGGCGACAACCUCAAACCGAUGGAAAACGUACUAUCGACGAAACCCGCCCUUGGCGACGAACUUUCCGCGAAAAAUUUGGAAAACCCUACCUUAGUGACGAAGAUCCCGGACGUUAGGUCGUAUCCCGAUUACGAGAACAUCGGGUUUUUGAAAAACGACAAGGUGUUCGCGUGCGACACGGAAAAGUGCGUGAAAAGCUUGACGGACGCGGAACUGAAGACGGCGGAAAAGCCCAACAACCGUUGCGGGGACGAGCGCCGGUUCAAGGUGCGCCUGAGGACGGUGCCGAAAAAUUUCACCCGAAACCGGUUCAUGAAGGAGAUCAAAGACAACACGUCCAGUUCGGCCGGCACCUGCGACGACGCCGCCAUAUUCGGCCCGAAGCGCGACUUUCACGCGCCCCCCAGCGCUCCGGUUAUACGCGUGGAACAGCGUUCGCCAGAGAAAACCAACAACCUCAACUUGGACAGCAUCAACGCCGUCCCGUCGGCAGUCACGCAAAAGUUCGUCCACAAUAAGACCGUCAAGGACAACAACAAAGCGAACAACGUUCCCGACCUCGUAUCUUCCACUCCACCCUCUACUACCUCGAAUUUUUUCCCCAAUCCGGAAGAAAGGCAGUUGUCUAGAAACAACCUCGAGAGAUCGAGCUUAGUGCGUAGACGUUAUACCAAAACACCCGACGACGCUCCCGUGUUGAAACGCACGCCACUGCUUCAGCGCAAAGCGACCGGCAAGUUCUAUUGCCCGGAAGUUGCGGAAAUAAAGGCCGACAAUUCCGGGAUACUGGCCAAGGUGCUGAAGAGAACGCCGAUAUUCGAGAGGAGGAGCAUUAAACCCAGCCAGGAGGAGACUAUAACCCGCGCCUACAACUCCUACUUGCCAGACUCCUUAAAAAUGGAAGAAAGAAAGGUCGUCAACCUGGAUCAACUUCCCAAAACCACCUGCACGCCCUCCACUAGCAGUUGCAAGUCCAGCAACGUCGUCAAGAGUAUCGUGGACUCCUUGAAUCGGAAAAGUGGGGGUUUGAGUUUCGGUACCAGGGGCAACUUCGGUAGGAGUUCCUUGAAAGUGUCCGGUAAUCCAAAGGUCAACUUGAAGGGCGUGAUCAGGAGUCGCGAUUCCGAAUUUACCGCCCUCUAAAAUGGUUUUUUGAUUCAGUAUUUUGACAUUCCAUGACAAAUAAUACGGGAGUAUUCAGACUUGCGUCGACGGCCUAUUGAAGUACUAAUUUCUAGAGAAAGUAUUCAGUGCAAUAGCCGCUUUGUGCUCUAUUUUUAGCGUCUAGCUUUUCCAGAGUAUUGGACCGCUGAGAUUUGCCGUAUAUAUAGCCCAAAGUUGAAGGUGCUUUUUAUAACCACGUAUGUUUAUCUCGAAGGUUUGAUGAUGAGGAAUAGAUCUCUUAAAUUUUGACUGCUUGCAACUGAGCGCCCUCUACGAGCAUGGCCAGCAAUGUACUGUGGACUCUUUGAGUCGGAUUAGGAGGGGAUUUGAGUUUCGGUACCAGGGACGGCUUUGGCCGGAGUUCCUUCAAAGUGUUGGGUGUCGGAAACUCAACUUGAAAGCCAUGUUCAGAAAUCUUGAUUCCUAUUUCUUCUCUUAUGCAGUAUUUUGACAUUCCGUCACAAAUAAUACUUAAGUAUUCAGACUUGCGUCGACGGCCUAUUGAAGUACUAAUUGUUAGAGAAAGUGUUGAGUGCAAUGGCCGCUUUUUUACUGCAUCAGCUUGUUUCCCCUAUUUAUAGCGUCUAGCUUUUCCAGGGUAUUGGACCGCUGAGAUUUGCUCUCCUUUCGUUUCUAUAUCCCGAAGUUGAAGUUGCUUUUUAUAACCACUGUUUAUCUCGACGGUUUGAUGAUGAGGAAUAGAUCUCUUAAAUUUUGACUGCUUGUAACUGAAUGUCCUCUACGAGCAUGGCCAGCAACGUACUGUGGACUCUUUGAGUCGGAUUAGGAGGGGAUUUGAGUUUCGGUACCAGGGACGGCUUUGGCCGGAGUUCCUUCAAAGUGUCGGGUGUCGGAAACUCAACUUGAAAGCCAUGUUCAGAAAUCUCGAUUCCUAUUUCUUCUCUUAUGCAGUAUUUUGACAUUCCGUGACAAAUAAUCAUAGUACUCGUAGUAGUACUUAAGCUUCUGUUCGCGGUAAGGGAACGCUGGAUAACAACCAUAUUACUGGUGGUACCUAAGAAUCAUUUUCCAUGAAGUCUUUAUUCCAAUGUUCUUUACGACGCUAGGUGGUUUUUUCGAUGUCUAGCUUUUCAAAACCGCUGUGAUUUAUUCUGCAAUAAUAGCUACGUUUGGUCUUGUCUGUUUUGGAGUUGAAAAGGCUUUUUAAAAUGCCAACUAUUGAGGUUUUUUGAGAUUUGUACACACUAACACAAGGAACCAUGUUGGUUAUUUAAUCAGUUACAAAACACUAUCGUCCCUAAACAAUGAUUUGUUCGAAAAGCCUUUUUCCAAGCAGAAAAAACUGCCAUACCCAUACCAUUGAUUCGGUUAUGGUGUUUCUGCAUUACAAAGCGUGGGACAAUCAGAAAGUCAACUUGAAAGGCAAUCAGAAGUCUCGAUUCCAUUUUUUUUCUCUUAUGUAGUAUUUUGACAUUCCAUGACAAAUAAUACGGGAGAAAUUAGGCUUCCGUUCCCUAUUCGAGUCAAGGCUGGAUAACAACUAUAUUACCGGUGGUACCUAAGAAUCAUUCUCCAUUAAGUCUUUAUGCCAAUGUUCUUUACGACACUAGGCGGCUUUAUCCUUUCAAGGCCGCUGCGGUUUACUCUGCAAUAAUAGCUACGUCUCGUUUGUCUGUUUUGCAGUUGAAAGGGCAUUUUAAAAUGAAAUAUGUUAAUUUAAAUUUUGUGCUACUUGCAUUUGUCAUGUAUCUUUUGAAAGAGUCUAUGCGUUUCACACCGUCAGGAAGUUGUUUUUUUGGGAACAAUUUUAACGUAAAUAUCAGACAUUCCAGUUAAUUAGAUUUGCCAAAGCCGCUUCUAGAUUAUCCAAUUUAUGGUAUAAAUCACCACGAACGUCAAACGAAUAACAUUCCCGACCUCUCAUCUUUCACCUUACUCGAAUAUUAGCGGAAACAUUUUUCUCUAACCAAAACUGGCGAUUUUUUCUUUUAUAGUACCCAAGAAUCAUUUCCUAUGAAGAAUUUAUCCAAUAUCAUUUAUGACACCGUGAAGACGAGAAUUUUAAGUACUAUUUGGUAAAAUUUAAGAGGUCCAGUGCAAUAGCCGCUUGGUUACUGUCCCAGGUAGUUUUGUUUUUUUAUUGUCUAGCUUUUAGUAACAACUACGUUUCGUUUGUAUGUUUUGAAGUUGAAGGGGCUCUUGGUGAUCUUGGAGGUGCACCAAAGAACGAUCUUGGUUUCCAGUGACAGUGGUGGUGUGUAAAAGAUUAGCAUGAGACUAGCACUCAGUGGGAACUGUGUUUCUCGUGCUCUGUUUGAAGAAACCUAUGGGUUUGUUAAUUCUUUUCCUUCACACUACCAAGAAGUGACCUUGUGAUUUUUUAUCCUGACUAUGUACAUAGAUGUGAAGAGCACAAGAGCAGCGCCCACUGAAGAUUUUAUUAAUGAUUUUCUGCUUUCUAGUGGUGUUAAACUUAAGGCUGUGAGUUGUCUUCAUGUGAUAAAUGCUUUAUAUUAUUUGAAAAGUAUGCAUUCCAAGCCACUAUUAUAUACUCUUAAUUAAGACUUUGAGGAAAUAGCUGUCUGGGCACCCUUUCUCAUUUGUUUUUUCCAUUGUAACUCAUCCGUUUCAGUUAUUUCCAGAUCACUGUGCUAUCUAAUUGCUUGGCCUAUUCAUAGAAAUGGGUCUCAAUAUGGGAUUAUAACAGCAUAAGUUGAAACUACUACAACGGUUGCUGCCGACUUUGCCCACAAGCAAUGAAGCAAUCUUUUCCUCCACCCAUAAAUUGCAAGUUAGGCUGUUGAUGGAAAUAGUGCCUGAGAUUUUAACACAGUGACAUAAGGAACCAUGUUGGUUAUUUAAAACAUAAAACACUACCGCCUAAGCAAUGAUUUUUUCAAAAAGUGGUGUAAACUUAUGAUCCAAUCACAUUAGUUUAGAGUACCAUAUGCUUCUAUACCAUUGCCAGCGAUGUAAUUGAUUGAAUUGGUUAAUUAGUCCUUUGAUUUGCUUUGCUUUGUAGGGAAAACUAUUUAGUACAAGCAAAUUAACUUUUUUUUUUUGGUAGCACUAUCAAAGAAAUCUCUUUCCUCCGAGAUUACGUACCAAACGAAAUGUAUGUAAAUAUACUUAGAUAUUAUACUCCGGAAAAAAAAACGCGUUAACCAUUGUUUUUCAGCGGCAUAACAACCCAUUAUACUAAUUUUACUGUGAUAAACUAAGUAUUUGUACAUAUUUUAAUGCAAACAUAAAUAUUUAACAUGAUACAAAGAUUGUAAUAUAAGUAAAUGAUCUUUAUGUUUACUCACGAUAUUUUCUUUUUAUGUAAAUUUAUUUAGGUUAAGUUUCGCGGAUAUUUGUUUACAGUGUGAUAUCGUUUGCUAUCGCCCAAUGGCGGUCGAGUUUUUAUAAGUUGCUCAAACGAGAAUGUUUAACGCCCCGGAAAUAUAAAGGUGUUUUUAUUUUUGUUUUAAUUUGUAAAUGAAAUUUCACUGAAUAAAGAAUUUAGUGCGGUCCAGGCGAGUUUGCAUUGUCAGCCACCAUCCCGUAAAAAAAAAACGAUUGAAUAAUUGUUCAAGGUUUUGAAAGAAAACCUAAUCUCUAUUAAAAUUGAGUAUUCUUCAUAAAAACUGCUUACUGGUUUU
Molecule: messenger RNA, 7182 nt
Organism: Cylas formicarius (sweet potato weevil)
Lineage: Eukaryota; Metazoa; Arthropoda; Insecta; Coleoptera; Brentidae
Gene: LIMK1
Product: LIM domain kinase 1
Exons: 14
Coding region: 128-3556 (1142 amino acids)
Biological process (GO): actin cytoskeleton organization; protein phosphorylation
Cellular component (GO): nucleus; cytoplasm
Molecular function (GO): ATP binding; protein serine/threonine kinase activity; protein binding
Source: RefSeq, a predicted model, not a curated record